Messenger RNA from Cricetulus griseus (Chinese hamster), 8981 nucleotides. The record is from RefSeq and is a predicted model, not a curated record. Lineage: Eukaryota; Metazoa; Chordata; Mammalia; Rodentia; Cricetidae.
UUUAUGAGAUCUGAUAUGUUUUCUUCUUUCUUAUGUAUUUUUCUUUUUAUUUCAGCGGCCCCUUUGUUGCUUUAUGCAAACAGACGGGACUUGAGAUUGGUUGAUGCUACAAAUGGCAAAGAGAAUGCAACGAUUGUAGUUGGAGGCUUGGAGGAUGCAGCAGCGGUGGACUUUGUGUUUGGUCAUGGCUUGAUAUACUGGAGUGAUGUCAGCGAAGAAGCCAUUAAGCGAACAGAAUUUAACAAAACUGAGAGUGUACAGAAUGUUGUUGUUUCUGGAUUAUUGUCCCCGGAUGGGCUGGCGUGUGAUUGGCUUGGAGAAAAAUUGUACUGGACAGAUUCUGAAACUAAUCGAAUUGAAGUUUCUAAUUUAGAUGGAUCUUUACGAAAAGUUUUAUUUUGGCAAGAGUUGGAUCAACCCAGAGCUAUUGCCUUAGAUCCAUCAAGUGGGUUCAUGUACUGGACAGACUGGGGAGAAGUGCCAAAGAUAGAGCGUGCUGGAAUGGAUGGUUCAAAUCGCUUUGUUGUAAUAAACACUGAAAUUUACUGGCCAAAUGGACUGACCCUGGAUUAUGAGGAACGGAAGCUUUAUUGGGCAGAUGCAAAACUUAAUUUCAUCCACAAAUCAAACCUGGAUGGAACAAAUCGGCAGGCAGUGGUUAAAGGUUCCCUUCCACAUCCUUUUGCCUUGACGUUAUUUGAGGACACAUUGUACUGGACUGACUGGAAUACACACUCUAUUUUGGCUUGCAACAAGUAUACUGGCGAGGGUCUGCGUGAAAUCCAUUCUAACAUCUUCUCUCCCAUGGAUAUACAUGCUUUCAGCCAACAGAGGCAGCCAAAUGCUACAAAUCCAUGUGGAAUUGAUAAUGGUGGUUGUUCCCAUUUGUGUUUGAUGUCUCCCGUCAAGCCUUUUUAUCAGUGUGCUUGUCCAACUGGGGUCAAGCUUCUGGAGAAUGGAAAAACCUGCAAAGAUGGUGCCACUGAACUAUUGCUUUUAGCCCGAAGGACAGACUUGAGGCGCAUUUCUUUGGAUACACCAGAUUUUACUGACAUUGUCCUGCAGUUAGAAGAUAUCCGGCAUGCCAUUGCCAUAGACUACGAUCCUGUAGAAGGCUAUAUCUACUGGACUGAUGAUGAAGUGAGGGCCAUCCGUCGUUCCUUCAUAGAUGGCUCUGGCAGUCAGUUUGUGGUCACUGCCCAGAUCGCCCAUCCUGAUGGCAUUGCUGUUGAUUGGGCUGCAAGAAACCUGUACUGGACAGACACUGGCACUGAUCGGAUCGAAGUGACAAGGCUUAAUGGCACCAUGAGGAAGAUUCUGAUUUCAGAGGACUUAGAGGAGCCCCGGGCUAUUGUGUUAGAUCCCAUGGUGGGGUUAUGAAUACCGAUGGCACUGGGAGACGGGUGCUGGUGGAAGACAAAAUUCCUCACAUAUUUGGGUUCACCCUGUUGGGCGACUAUGUUUACUGGACUGACUGGCAGAGGCGGAGCAUCGAGAGAGUGCACAAACGAAGUGCGGACAGGGAGGUCAUCAUAGACCAGCUGCCCGACCUCAUGGGACUGAAGGCCACAAGUGUCCACAGAGUCAUUGGUUCCAACCCCUGUGCUGAGGAAAAUGGAGGAUGUAGCCAUCUUUGCCUCUACAGGCCUCAGGGUCUUCGAUGCGCCUGUCCCAUUGGUUUUGAGCUCAUCAGUGACAUGAAGACCUGCAUAGUUCCUGAGGCUUUCCUUCUGUUUUCACGGCGAGCAGAUAUCAGGCGCAUAUCUUUGGAAACAAACAAUAAUAAUGUGGCCAUUCCUCUCACUGGUGUCAAAGAAGCUUCUGCUUUGGAUUUUGAUGUCACUGACAACAGAAUUUACUGGACUGAUAUAUCACUGAAGACUAUUAGCAGAGCCUUUAUGAACGGCAGUGCACUGGAACAUGUGGUAGAGUUUGGCUUAGAUUACCCAGAAGGCAUGGCAGUAGACUGGCUUGGGAAGAACUUGUACUGGGCAGACACAGGCACGAAUCGCAUCGAGGUGUCAAAGUUGGAUGGACAACACCGACAGGUUUUGGUAUGGAAAGACCUUGACAGUCCCCGAGCUCUGGCAUUGGAUCCUGCUGAAGGAUUUAUGUAUUGGACCGAAUGGGGAGGAAAGCCUAAGAUUGACAGAGCUGCUAUGGAUGGAAGUGAACGGACUACGUUAGUUCCAAAUGUGGGGCGAGCAAAUGGUCUAACUAUUGAUUAUGCUAAAAGGCGGCUUUACUGGACAGACCUGGACACUAACUUGAUAGAGUCUUCAAAUAUGCUUGGACUCAACCGUGAAGUUAUAGCAGAUGACUUGCCUCAUCCUUUUGGCCUAACUCAAUACCAAGAUUACAUCUACUGGACAGAUUGGAGCCGACGGAGCAUUGAACGUGCCAACAAAACCAGUGGCCAAAACCGCACCAUCAUCCAGGGCCAUUUGGAUUAUGUGAUGGACAUCCUUGUUUUCCACUCCUCUCGGCAGGCAGGGUGGAAUGAAUGUGCCUCCAGCAACGGGCACUGCUCCCACCUCUGCCUGGCUGUGCCAGUUGGAGGUUUUGUGUGUGGAUGCCCUGCCCACUAUUCCCUGAAUGCUGACAACAGGACUUGUAGUGCUCCUACCACCUUCCUGCUCUUCAGUCAGAAGAGUGCCAUCAACCGCAUGGUGAUCGACGAGCAGCAGAGCCCUGACAUCACCCUUCCCAUCCACAGCCUUCGGAACGUUAGGGCCAUUGAUUACGACCCUUUGGACAAGCAGCUCUACUGGAUUGACUCUCGACAGAACAUGAUCCGAAAGGCACAAGAAGAUGGUGGCCAGGGUUUUACUGUAGUUGUUAGCUCAGUUCCAAAUCAGAACCUCGAAAUACAGCCCUAUGACCUCAGCAUCGAUAUUUAUAGCCGUUACAUCUACUGGACCUGUGAAGCUACCAAUGUCAUUGAUGUGACAAGAUUAGAUGGGCGAUCAAUUGGAGUGGUUCUAAAAGGCGAGCAAGACAGACCCAGAGCCAUUGUGGUAAACCCUGAGAAAGGGUAUAUGUAUUUUACCAAUCUCCAGGAAAGAUCUCCUAAAAUCGAAAGGGCUGCCUUGGAUGGAACAGAACGGGAGGUCCUCUUUUUCAGUGGCUUAAGUAAACCAAUUGCUUUGGCACUGGACAGCAAGCUGGGCAAGCUCUUCUGGGCUGAUUCAGACCUCCGGCGAAUUGAAAGCAGUGAUCUCUCAGGUGCCAACAGGAUAGUGCUAGAAGACUCUAAUAUCUUGCAGCCUGUGGGUCUGACUGUGUUUGAAAACUGGCUCUAUUGGAUUGAUAAGCAGCAGCAAAUGAUUGAAAAAAUUGACAUGACUGGUCGAGAAGGAAGAACGAAGGUCCAGGCUCGAAUUGCUCAGCUGAGUGACAUCCAUGCAGUAAAGGAGCUGAACCUGCACGAGUAUAGACAGCACCCUUGUGCCCAGGAUAAUGGUGGCUGUUCACAUAUUUGCCUCGUAAAAGGAGAUGGUACUACAAGAUGCUCUUGCCCCAUGCACCUAGUUCUGCUUCAGGAUGAGCUGUCCUGUGGAGAACCUCCAACAUGUUCUCCUCAGCAGUUCACUUGUUUCACCGGGGACAUUGACUGUAUCCCUGUGGCCUGGCGGUGUGAUGGGUUUACUGAAUGUGAAGACCACAGUGAUGAACUCAACUGUCCUGUAUGCUUAGAGUCUCAGUUCCAGUGUGCCAGUGGGCAGUGUAUCGAUGGUGCCCUGCGAUGCAAUGGUGAUGCCAACUGCCAGGAUAAAUCAGACGAGAACAACUGUGAAGUGCUUUGUUUAAUUGAUCAGUUCCGCUGUGCCAAUGGUCAGUGUGUUGGAAAGCACAAGAAAUGCGACCACAAUGUGGACUGCAGUGACAAAUCUGAUGAACUGGACUGUUAUCCAACUGAAGAGCCGGCACCACAAGCCACCAACACAGUUGGUUCAGUUAUUGGAGUAAUUGUUACCAUAUUUGUGUCUGGAACCAUAUACUUCAUCUGCCAAAGGAUGCUGUGUCCUCGUAUGAAGGGAGAUGGAGAGGCUAUGACAAACGACUAUGUGGUUCACGGCCCAGCUUCUGUGCCCCUGGGUUACGUUCCUCACCCAAGCUCUCUGUCGGGAUCUCUUCCAGGAAUGUCUCGAGGGAAAUCAAUGAUCAGUUCCCUCAGUAUCAUGGGGGGAAGCAGUGGGCCACCCUACGAUCGAGCACAUGUCACAGGAGCAUCAUCAAGCAGUUCUUCAAGCACCAAAGGCACUUACUUCCCUGCAAUUUUGAAUCCACCACCGUCGCCUGCCACAGAGCGUUCUCAUUAUACCAUGGAAUUUGGUUAUUCUUCCAACAGUCCUUCCACACACAGGUCCUACAGCUACAGGCCUUACAGCUACCGGCACUUUGCCCCGCCCACGACACCCUGCAGCACUGACGUCUGUGACAGUGACUAUGCUCCUAGCCGGAGAAUGACCUCAGUGGCAACAGCCAAGGGCUACACCAGUGACUUGAACUAUGACUCAGAGCCUGUGCCCCCUCCACCCACACCCCGAAGCCAGUACUUGUCAGCAGAGGAGAACUAUGAAAGCUGCCCCCCUUCUCCAUACACAGAGAGGAGUUACUCCCACCACCUCUAUCCACCACCGCCCUCCCCCUGCACGGACUCCUCCUGAGGAGGGGCCCUCCUCCUCUGACUGCCUCCACCGGGAAAUGUAAAUACACAUCUGGUUGAGAUCUGGAGGGGGGGAGGGAGCUGUAAAGAAGAGUGAGGCAGACUGUACAGUUAACAUUAUAAAGGGGGUGGGGUACUGGAGAUAUUUGUACAGAAGAAAAGGAUAUUUAUAUAUUUUCUUAAAAGAGCAGAUUUGCUGCUUGUGCCAUAAAAGUUUGUAUAAAAUAUAAGUUUGUACUAAAGGUUUUAUUUUUGCAAACUAAAUACACAAAGCAUGCCUUAAACCCAGUGAAGUGACUGAGCACAAAGGAAACAGGGACAACAGAGACAUCGCUGCCCGGAAGUCUGGGUUUUAAUGAUACCAAAAACUAAAGAAAAAGAAGAAAUUCCAUCUCAAGAGUGGCAAACUUGGAAGUAGCCAAAUCGCCUUCAAAUUAACUAACAUUUGAGGGCCAACGAGUUAAGAAACCAUAAAAGAAAAAAAAAAUUACAGUACUAACUUUGGACAAAGGGCUUUGUUUUCUCUAGGAAUCCAACAGUUUUCUUAAGGAAAAUAGAUAUUUGUACAAUCCAUUUUGAGUGUUGCUGUUGCAGGAUGCUGUGCAGCUGGUGAGAGCCCACACCUCUGUCCCAGUUCUUGGUAACAUUGGCUGCUUUCACCUUGCUGCCUCCCCAGCAACUUGUAGGACGUUCUGCCAAGAGCCAUGAUUUAGUCAAGAAUUUUAAUCUGAGGAAUUGACUAAAUGGAAUUUACUCAACAAGGGAUUGAUGAUUCGGUGUAUCUACUAUGCUUGUUCACCAUUUGGCUGAGCUUUUAAGUUGUAGGCUGUUUUUGCAUAAUCAGAAGUUAGCCAUAUUAUUGGUCUUCCAUGAUUGUUUUAAUGCUCAUUAAAGUGUCUUUUUACAACACAUAUAGACAAUGCUUAAAAAUCACAAAUCUAGCUGUUAUAUUUUUGUUAAUUAGUUUUGUAUCCUUGCAACAUACAAUAUUACAGUGUGAGAUCAUUUUAUGUAUGUUUUUUGACUAAACAUUGAAAUGUGCUCUGGUUAGAAACAGUCUAUUUAAAAAGAAGGGUUUUUUUGUUAUUAGGUUUCCCCUAUAUUAACUGUUUGUGACAUUUUCACUUUCUGUGGACCAGCUUUUUUCAGAGUGACGUCUACAGGCAUACCUCUGUUAGUGUGGUGUGAGGUACCUUCUUGUUAUGUAUGCACUGUGAAUGUAUUUGUUUUCACAUAACCCGCAGUCUGUUCUUACAGUCGCCUGUGUUUCUAUGUGUGUUCUCUGUUAUCCCAUUAUGGAUUAAGAUAGUUUCACAAACGUAACAGUGGAGAUUAAAUGAGAAGACUCACUGAACUUCUCAGCUGCAGGAACUUGAGUGGUGGGGACUAAGGGAAGUCUCUUCUGUAACAUGUCUGACCUGCCAUCAUGACAGCCUGAGCUGCUACCUCUGCCGCUGUCAGGGCUGACCUGUGGGAUGACCUUAGUUCACCCUGCUCUGCCUCUGUGCCAGGGUUAGUCUCCUGCUUCUUCCAUGUGUCUAGCUCUCCUCUGCUAAAGUUGAGCUGUUUUUAAGCUAGUGUGCUUUUACCUUAGCAGGUGUUAAUUACUUAUUGAAUAUAUUUUAAAUUAUAUAUUGAUGUGAGGCUUCUCCAGAUUUUAGAGCUUAAGCAAAAACAAUGGAGGAAAUGAUUCCAGAAUUUUGGUGGAGUUUAAAUAACUUUUAAAAUACACAUAAGUACAUUUUAAAAGAGAAAAACAAACCUUUUAAGAUAAUGCUGUGUUGUUGGGUACAGCUUAAUCAAAAUCAGGGCCACUUAUCUUGCAUAUAAGUAAAUGGCAAUCCAUCCGUGUCUUGCUUUUCAGUCAGAUAAUCAUUAACUCUUCCUGUUACUGAAACAAAGUGCUCAGAGUCUAAGACAGAAUGGACAUCGAACUUGCCUUCUGUGAUACACAGGGGCGCUUGAUGCUUAAGUGAAGAUGGAAAGGUUAGCAAUAACUGGGUAUCAGUUAGAAUUUGAGAAUUCUAUAUGUUUACAUUUUUAAUGUGCAUCUUUAUCUGGUGGGCUUCCCAUGUAGAGACUUGCACUAUAGUGAGCUAAGAAGGAUGCUGCCUUGUUGCGUCUCAGUCCAAGUGCUUGUGCUGCGAUGGCAAUGGCCUCUUCUUGCAAAAUACUGAUUUGUGUGCCAAUUUGUUGAAAUGAUUCGAAGGCAGUUCAGGUUAAUCUCAGUAUCCUCUUUCUGGGGCAGCUGAGUAUUUCUGAGAGUACUUUUUAGUGAGAUGGUUGUUAAACUUGGGAAAGAUAAUGAUGCUCAAGUUGCAUGGACAGUUAAGUUUAAGUAAACUGUGUCUUGGUUAUUGAACAUAAGAAAAACAAGGCGAAAAAAAAUUUACGAGAACACAAAUUGGGAAAGGGAGGAAUUUUUAAAUUAGGAUGUGUCUAGGUUGAUUAUUUAAGAGGAAACUUGAAUAAAAUUUGAUUAGGUUCCAGAGUUACAUGGAUAUUUAUUUUGAACUUGUAUCUUAAAGUAUGCCUAUAGGAGAGUGUGUGAGGUAAGCUUUGGUGUAGCUUGCUUUUGUACGCUGCAGCAAACUUUUCUGUAUUGAAGUCUUUUAUAACUAGGACUCAAACUUGACUUAGAGUCCUAGUCUUCUAACCAAGGCCCGAAAGUUCUGUUUUGGGUCAGGUAAAUGGCACAGUCACAGAAAAAGUUUAAAAUAGAGUUGGUGGGUAGAAUAUUACUAGGAUUUUUCUUUUAAGAUUUUACAGUGCUUUUGGCAGUGCACACCAAGUUGUAAAAAUAGCCAUCUAUCUUAGGUAACAGUCUUGGGGGGGCAUAUUUGUCUCACUGUAAAGGCCCAUCAGUGAACACUGUUCUGAGUUCAUAGCUGUGCUUACCUCACCAAUUGGUUAAGUCUUUGUGUUUAGUGACCAGGAUGGCUUUCUGUAAGUAAACCUGAAAGCUUCAGAAACAAAAGUCUUGUUGUGUUCACCCUCUGAUAUGCCCUGCUUUUAUUGACUGUGCAGUGCUUCUGUGUAGCCCUUGUGACUUUAUAGAGAGAAUUAGGAACUGAUCUCUUACUCAGAAUUAGACUGUAGAUUGGGGUAUGGGUGUCCGUUGGUUGGCACUAUUUAAGAAUCCCCAGAUGAGAGUCAUGCACAAGUGUGGGUGUGGACUGAGUCCCAAACAAGUUAACCAAGCAUGUCAGAAAUCCCUCGAAAUUUCCUGGGGUUUCCUUAUCCCAGGCCUAAGACAGGCAUGAGAAGAGGUGAGAUUUUAGGACUUCUGGUAUGGCAUUUCUUUCUAAGUGUCAAGAUUUGACUUUUGAAAUCCUCAGGUUUUAAAGUCAAGGAUGUUGGGCCUCAAAUACGGAAUUUCACAUUUGUGACUUAAGUGACACGCAUUGUGGAUCCGUAUUUCAGUACAGUUCUCUGACUGCACAGCUCAUUGAACUCAGCUCACACCCGAGUGGAGGGGGAGGGAUGCUCAGGGCUAUCUUAGUGACUUGUAAUCGAAUUACCAACUCUGUCCUCACCCUCCUGCAACAGAAGGGGGCACUAGCAUUUUUUGAUUUCUCAUUUUCACAGGCAUUUACAAACCAUUCUUAAUAUUAUUCCUAGGGAAUUUUUAGAAUUACAGACUGAUUUAUUAUACUCAGAAGCAGAGUAUGGACCCAACAUAUACUAAUCAUUGGGUUUUCCAUCAUCACUUAGCAUUUGCCCAAAGUCAACACCAAAGAGUUACAGACAGCAUGCUUUUGCUUAACUGUCCAUUUGGGCUUUGUUUAUCCAUUAACUGUGGGAAAGUUGAGGGGGUGGUAUAGCUAUACACCGUGUGGAGAUGUAUCUGUAUCAGUGCCUGAAUAUGAGGAGGAGGAGGAAAGGAAAGCAAGGAGAAGGACUCCAUCAGAGUCUGCUGAGGGGAGGCUGGGGAAAGGAGAGAGGAUACGAGGGCUGAACUGGACUGGCCUCGUCGCAAGUGAAGGAUAUCUGGUGCUGCUUUCGGAUGUUUGUCUUUUAUGAGUCUAAACUUUUUCUUAAGCUUUAAUCUUUGUCACUGUCUUAAAGUCAGCUGGUGUUUCUUGUACAUCGACUUUGGUACGAUGGUGCUUUGCAAGGAUGUAUUUAUAUUAUAAUGGCCAACAUUUGGUCAGCCCUUGUCCACUUAUUCACUUCCCCCUUUUUGUAAAAUAAGUGCUUUAAUUAUAAAUUGUAUAAAGGUACCUUGUAUAAACCCCCUUUUGAUUAUUACAAUAAGCUGAACUGUAACAAAUGAAAUGUUGAUUUUUAUAAUAAAACAAUGGAAAAAUCA